ACUGUUACAGGGAUGGCUGGAUGGAUGCCAGACUUAACAUGAGCAUCCUUUCUUCAGUCCUGGAUUUUUUUAUUCUCAAAAGACAAGAGCAUUGGUGAAAGAUUAUGAGUUUCCUGGGGUCAGGACCUGGGAAAGGAGCUGCAAAUCGUUGCCUGAACAUAGUGCGUCAUAAUGAAGAUGGAGAGAUGGGGGCUGGAGGGCAGGAGUAUAUGGGAGACAUGGGAGAGAAUCCUUGCAUUCAGCUCAUGGCCACUGGGAUCAAUCACUUAAAUCUUAACCAAGAACAUUAUCACUGGCAGGCAACGAAGUCAACAUUGAAGGAACGAUUCAUCUUUCUCUUCAACAAUGAAAUCCUCAGUGAUGUACAUUUCAUUGUGGGGAGAGGAGAAAUGCAGCAGAGGAUUCCAGCUCACAAAUUUCUCCUAUCUGUUGGAAGUGCUGUAUUUGAUGCUAUGUUCAAUGGAGCCAUGGCUACCAAGGAACCAGAGAUUGAGUUGCCAGAUGUUGAGCCAGCUGCUUUCCUGGCCCUCCUACGAUUUCUCUAUUCAGACAUGGUCCAAAUAGGUCCUGAAACAGUGAUGGCAACCCUGUAUACUGCCAAGAAAUAUGCUGUACCUGCUCUGGAGAAUGCUUGUGUAGAUUUCCUAAAACGAAAUCUGAGUAGCGACAAUGCCUUCAUGCUCCUAAUGCAGGCACGGCUCUUUGAUGAACCUCAACUAUCCACACUAUGCUUGGAAACAAUUGACAAAAACACAGCAGAGGCUUUGGCUGCUGAUGGGGGAUUUGCUGAUGUUGAUCAGGAGACUUUAUGCUGUGUUCUUGAGAGGGAUACCCUUCGCAUCAAGGAAGCCAAGCUUUUCCAGGCUUGUGUCAGGUAUAUAUUCUCUUGCUUUUAG
Molecule: messenger RNA, 896 nt
Organism: Darwinula stevensoni
Lineage: Eukaryota; Metazoa; Arthropoda; Ostracoda; Podocopida; Darwinulidae
Source: the annotation of a GenBank genome assembly